Messenger RNA from Xenopus tropicalis (tropical clawed frog), 2613 nucleotides. RefSeq names its product thioredoxin interacting protein (gene txnip). NCBI's taxonomy places the organism in Eukaryota, Metazoa, Chordata, Amphibia, Anura, Pipidae. The coding region runs from base 1 to 1167 and encodes 388 amino acids. The transcript has 8 exons. Gene Ontology annotation, cellular component: cytoplasm. The record is from RefSeq and is a predicted model, not a curated record.
AUGGUUGUCUUCAAGAAAGUCAAGUGCUUCGAAGUGUCCUUCGCCGACCCGCAGAAGGUGUACUGCGGCGGGGAGAAGGUAACCGGCAAGGUCCUGGUGGAGGUGGCCGAAGUGACCCGGGUGACAGCCGUCAGAGUGUUGGCUUGUGGAGUGGCCAAAGUAUUGUGGUCCCAGAACUGCAAGCAGGAGAUGGAGUACUUGAGAUUUGAGGACACCUUGCAGAUGGAGGAGCAGCCUACAGAUUCCGAUGGAUCUGUCAUUAUGAGGCCAGGCAACUUCUAUGAAUACAAGUUCGGUUUCGAGCUGCCCCAAGGUCCUUUGGGGUCAUCAUUCAAAGGAAAGUAUGGUUCUGUGAAGUACUGGGUUAAAGCUUUCCUCGAUCGGCCAUCCCAUCCUCCCCAAGAAGCACAGAAGCACUUUCAAGUUGAGGACUCUGUGAAUGUAGACACUCCAGAUCUCAUGUCACCAGUGUCUGGCAAAAAGUACAAGAAGAUGACGUGCAUGUUCAUUCCUGAUGGCCACAUCUCUAUGAGUGCCUGCAUUAACCGCAAGGGAUUCUGUGAAGGUGAAGACAUCUGCAUCUCUGCUGACUUUGAGAACACUUGCUCCCGCAUCGUUGUCCCCAAAGCUGCCAUUAUAUCCAAGCACACCUAUCUGGCCAAUGGCCAGACCAAAGUCUUCACUCAGAAAUUAUGCAGUGUGAGAGGCAAUCACAUCAUUUCAGGCAUGACUGACUCAUGGAGAGGGAAGAGUAUCCGUGUACCUAAAAUCAAGCCUUCCAUCUUGGGGUGUAACAUCCUGCGUGUUGAAUACUCCCUGCUGGUCUAUGUCAGCGUCCCUGGUGCCAAGAAGAUCAUCCUCAACUUGCCCCUUGUCAUAGGCUCCAGUUCUUCUGGAAUGAACAGCCGUACCUCUAGCAUGGCAAGCCAGGCCAGCUCUGAGAUGAGCUGGAUUGAACUGAACAUCCCAGGCACCCCAGAAGCUCCUCCAGGCUACCUGGACAUUGUUCCUGAAGAUCACAGACUGGAGAGCCCCACCACUCCAUUGUUGGAUGAUUUAGAUGGAGCCUGCGACAGCCCUAUCUUCAUGUAUGCUCCAGAGUUUAAAUACAUGCCCCCCCCAACCUACACAGAGGUUGAUGUCAACAAAAACACAUGUGUGCAGUAAACCGAAAAGCAGAAACCACCAAGGAUGUUCAUUCUUUUAUGUUUAAAUUCUUCACUUGACUACUGUUACACAGUGGCCAUGUGGUAGCUGUAAGUGGCCUUUUCUUCAAGGGCUUGGUUCAGGAGCUUGAACCAAAGACAAGGAAAGACUUUCACACUUGCCUUAAACCUGCAUCGCCUGAUUAAGAUGUGCCAUGAAGAUAAAGAGCGGUCUGCUUUAUGCCCUUUGUGGGCAAGAAUCUGUGGCCAAUGGUGGAUAUGAGGACAUUCGAACACACAUAGUAUUUGAUCACUGAGAGCACACACAAAGACUGAUAAUUAAGCAACACCAAACUGUUAAUGAGUCUGAAUGGUGUGAUUCUUACUUUUCCCCCUCCCUGCCCUCUUAUUUAUAAGCAAGGGUCAAAGGAUUUCAAAUGACUAUAGAAUGCUAGUCUACCUUUUCUACUGGUGCCUUAUGAAGUAGGGCUAUAGAAGUCACGCCAGAAAGCAUUCCAGCGAGGGCAUUAACUCAGAGGACAGAGAUGGAUAGUAACUUUACUGGCCCUUUUGAUAUGUUGAAGGGUUUAAUUAUGUAAAUGAGGUGAUUAAGAAAAUCAUGAGAAGCUGGCAUUAAUAUACCCUACAAAUGCAAUCCCGCAAUUAUGUUUUCCGAAUCCAAUAACCUUCUGCGUGUAUAUCUCUAAAAAACAGGAUAUGCAUGCUGCAUGAUCCUUUAUAUAUUAACAUGCAAAAAUGUUGUCCUUUUUUGUGACAUUUGUUAGUAUUCUCCUGUUAGAAAACAGUGUUAAGUAUUUUUGUUUUUCUUUGUAAAGCACUUUCUAAUUAUUCUGUGGAAUGUUUAAGCUAUUAUAAAAAAUUUUUGGGGGGAGGGGGUUGGGCAUAUGUAACCACUACAGAAUGGCUUCUCCUUUAUAUUGUUCAGGUCUUAGGGCAGGUUUCACUGACCGUCCAGCUAUAGUGAGCUAAAAAAUAUUCUGAUUCUCAGCCUGUUGCAUAACAGUGUCUUAGGGGGCUUUUGUAAAAUUGCAAUGAUCUCCGGAAAAUGAUCAGCUUUAAUUGUGACAUCACUUUCUCAGUCUGUACAAUGAUUUAAGAUGUUUGAAAUCUACUGCAGAUCUUGAAAGGAAACGUCACCAUUAAUAAUAUCUGCCUUUGGGACACGCAUGAAAUCAUUUUUGUUAUCGUCCCGACUGGCAGCUUUUAGUUUCACUGUAUAAAGGGCUAUUUUUAUCUCGUUAGUCGACAUACAGUAUUCUGUAAUGAAAUAGAAAAAAAACGCCAGUCUUUCAAUGCACUUAAGCCUAAUGUUGCUGCCUACUAUGCUAUUUUUAGCUUUCCUAAAACAAGGCUUCCUUUUGCAUUGAUGUAUGAAAAUGUGUUUUUGAUUUUUCCGCCCUUCCCUGUUCGAACAUUCUUGACCUAAACGUUUGCAGACUUCUACUUG